Messenger RNA from Pocillopora meandrina, 16976 nucleotides. NCBI's taxonomy places the organism in Eukaryota, Metazoa, Cnidaria, Anthozoa, Scleractinia, Pocilloporidae. The record is from the annotation of a GenBank genome assembly.
CCGGUAACAAACAUUAACCUCUGUGCGCUUGCUAUUCUUUACAGACGGCUUGUGGUGAUAACGUCACGUGAGUUUGAUUUCCUAUUUUAUCUUUAACUCUUAGUUAACUAAACCUGAUCUUUAAGGCCAAAAACGUGCCGUGAAUGUUCAAACUUUUUUUGCCUUUUAAACUACGUAAUAAUUGACGCACUCGACUUUCCGCGUUCGUUGAAGAUUUUGACAGAUAAUAUUUAUUUAAUAGUGGUCGAAAAAGAGCAUUUCAAUACUCAAAGGGUAUUUAACCUCGAAAAAAGGGGAAAAUGAUGGAAACAGGCGAUCUUUCCUAUAGCCUUAUUUUACACCAGUUUCGAUUCAAGACUGAAAUAUGGAAAAGAGCAGCGUGUUGAGCGUCGUUCCAUGCAGACACGAAUUUAAAUAAUUGUCCGAAAGAUUGACGGUCAGUGUAAAAUGUAGACUGCCGACUGCAGAUUGCAGACUGCCGACUGCAGAUUGCAGACUGCCGACUGCAGAUUGCAGACUGCCGACUGCAGAUUGCAGACCGCAAUGGAUAGAGAUUUAUCCAGUGGAUAGUGUUAUCUGAUCUUCUGAACUGGGACCACGUUGAUACUGAAGAGAAACACCUAGUGGAAUAAGAAAGGCAAACACCUGCCGAUAUUGUUUGGAGGUUUUUAAUUAUACCCUUAUCUGACUGUUAUCUCACACCAAAAAUUUGCAUUGAAUUUAAAGAAUUUGCACGCCUAACUUUGAGAAAGCAGGUUGUUUUAGAGCAGAGUCUGCAUUUUACCCCUAGUCUGCAGACUGAAGACUGCAGACUAGGGGUAAAAUGCAGACUCUGCUCUAAAACAACCUGCUUUCUCAAAGUCUGCAUUUUACACUGGCCGGAAAAAAAUUACCUUUGGCACUUUUCAUCCCAUUGGACAAAUCAUGAAACAGAAUACCUCUCUGAUAAAUUUUGUGGCCCUUAGCAACUAAUGAGUGAAUACCAGGUGACUACAUUUAAGAAGACAGUGAAAUCAAUUUUUUGUGGGUGUGGUAAUUUACGGCAGAAGUAUAUGUUAAUGACGCAUGAAAUUUCCUCCCUGAUUUCACAAACUUUGAGCCAAAAAUCAUGAAGUUUUCACUCUAUUAUUAUUAUUAUUUCUUGAAGUCACUGAAAAGUCAAAGUAUAGGUAUUGAAGAAAGUGGCGAAAGUUCCAAACAAACCCAUCAUUAUAUGCAGACAGAUCAACCUUAAACAGUUCUUUGUUAAAAGAAAUCAAUGGUGAACAGACUAGUCAGCUCUGAGGCUUUGCUAAAAAAAUUGUCAGAAACAAAUUUAAAGUCAACAAUAGGAAAUAAAACAUAAAUUAAGUUAGUUGCAUGUCAUAAAACUUUGGCAGAUUUCAUCUUCUCCUAUUUUCCCAUAACAUCAUUUUAUUUGCAUUUGUGGAUGUCUAUGGCUUGCAAUUAGCUCUUAGAUAUUGUUUCUGUGUGUCUAUCUUAAUUGACAAAGAUAAUAUAGGCAUUUUCUGCCCAAUUCUGGCUCAGACACCUCUAAAAAAGUAUAGAAUAUAAUCAUGGGACUAGGAAUGAGGACAAAUACCAACCCUCAUGGAUAAUUAAAUAAUGGAUUUAAGGAUAAAUUGAAGCUAGUGAUUACAAGGCCCCUAACAAUGAUGCUGAUUUCCAAAAGGCUGUUUGUCUUAUUGUGGAUAAUUCAUUAUUUAUUCUUGUUUAGAAAUAAACUCCAGAAAAACAGCUUGGAAGACACAUACUCCUUGAAAAAUAAGAAUCAGAAACAUAAUGUGGCGAUUUGCAGUGCUUAAGUCCUUUAGGCAUCACUUUUUACCAUCAAAGACAAAGGAGGUUCUACCCAAACAGUUCAUCUACAACAGGUGAGAAACAUAAGAUAUUGAAAGACAAAUUAUGUAUUUAUUUCUCUGAGAUUUUUCUUAAAAUGUCACAUAGAAAUACUAAACCUUUUAACAUCAGUUUUUUACUUGUAGAUUUAAUUCCUUCAAUCAAAUUGAACUUAGUUUAUUCCAUAGUUGUGUUUUAUUUGUAAAAAGUUAAGGAGUUCCAAAUAGGGUGGGGAAAUGAACUAUUUUGGUCAGAAAUAGAUAAAGGGUUUUUAAGAAGGGUGCCCUACUAGAAUUUGGUCAGGAAUACUCUUUCCCUUUUGGGUCAGUUCAGUGGUACAAAAAUAAAAGGAGAGCACGAGAGAGUGAUUUUGAUUCAUAUCUUGCAUUUUUUGGGGGGGAAAAAUCUAGUUUAUGUUAAAAUUAAAGUCUGUUUUUGAAAUAAGAGUGUAUUUGAGUCAGUUCUGUUGGUUUUUAGUCCAGUACAAGGUUUAUCAUUCAAGGAUGGGGUUCCCAUGGUUUGACAGUGUGUCUUUGUUUCAAUGCAAGGGGCCUUGUUUGAAUAAAGAGUAACCCUUUAACUCCCAGAAGUGAUUAGGAUGUAACUUCUCCCUACAACAUCUAUACAUUGUUCAGCAAACAGGUGAUGAGAAACCUUAAACUUGUGAGGUCGCAGUUGUCACCUUGAUGGAAUACCAAAUUCUUGUAACUAACUUACAAAGAAAUGUGUCACAACCAGAGGGGAGAGUUAAGAAUACAAUCUUGGAAGUUAAUGGUUUAAAAUCACACAAUAUGACUUGAGUAUCAGGUUAUGCCCAGUUUAAUCCAUUUGACUUCCAUGAUCUCAUUUUAGGAACUAUGAAAACAAUUAUUUGACAGAAAACUCCCACAUUGGCACUUUCAAGGAAGUAGUUCUGUACAAAUGGUGUAUAGAUUUAACUGCAGUUUGCUAUAAUACUAGGAGCAGAAGGGGUGGAAAAGAGGGUUUUAGGGAUAAACCUAAUCUGCUAGUGAGGAAUUUACCUAUUUGGAUGGUUAUCAGUGUCAACAAUUUUGUCACUGAUUGUUUCUUUUUAGUUAGCUUAGUUGACAGUUUCAUGGCUGUUUUGUUUAAUUUAUGAGGAGUUCAUAACCAUCUUCCCUGAAUCAGAACAAGGUUUCAAGAUAUGAUUUAUUCCUCCCAGUUAUGACUCCAACACUUGUCCAAGGGUUCGUCACCUAGCAUCUGACUCAGCAUUACCUAAAGAAGCUCAAGUGGUGAUUUGUGGAGGAGGGGUGGUUGGUUGUUCAGUUGCCUACCACCUUGCCAAACUGGGAUGGAAAGACGUCCUUCUUUUGGAGCAAGGAACGUAAGUAACACUAUAUGGUGACUGAAAUGAAGCUUGACUUUUUCAUGUAGGUAGCCUGCAAUGACUGGCAUUCCAUCCCUGGGGAGUAGCAAUACCCCUAGUUGCCUUUUGCCACAGGAAUUGGAUACACUCUGGCUGGAUGGACUCUCCUGGCUUGAGUGCAAACUUACAUUGUCUCUAAAAAAAGGCAAACUUGGUAACUUUUCCUUCAAUUUAAGCAAAAUGUGGGUCCUCUUUCAAACAAUGGUUGAUUUUUGUGCCCUUUUUCAUGUUUGAUUUUGGAUUAUUUGCAUGGACAAACAUCUCGAUCACUUUUUCCCUAAGCAGCUGCCAAUGAUUUAAUAGAAGGCUGUGCAUGGACCAGGGGCUGUAGGGCAAGACCCAAACACAAGAGCCUGCACACAAGCUAAACAGACAGCAGUAAGAGGUUUUAAAUGCUGUAAUAGACUGCCGGUAAAAGGCUUCUUUUGACUCUUGUGCAUCAUCCAGAUUUGGAACUUUCAAUUUUGGGAGGAGAUAAAAUGAAGUAGUUUAUUAAGAAGUGCUUAUUGGAAUGUAAUCCAAAAUCAUAUGUCUUAAGAAUUGAGAUAUCUAAAGUUUUGAUCUCUUAAACUGAAUUAUCUCUUUGACAUUCUUCACCAGACUGAAUUGUGGAACCACUUGGCAUGCGGCUGGUUUAGUGGGUAAACUUCGCUCCACAUCAAUUGAGAGUAAACUCCUCAGUUACUCUGUUGAACUCUACAGUAGCCUGGAAGAGGAAACUGGUCUGGGCACAGGUGAGAUACAGACUGAUAAACUUGUCUCUUAGUUUACAGAUUUCUUGUCUUUGUUGUUGUGAAAGACUCUGGAACAAUCUACCCUUGCUGUCAUGUCAGUGAGGCCCCAAUCUCAAGAAUUAAAUUGUUAGGCUUAACAAACUUAAGCUGAGCCAUGGCAAGUAUUGUUGAAAUUCUUGUGCUAUAAAUUAAAUUGUUGUAGCUGAUAAUAAGGAUAUGAAUAUGAAAGCAAUCUUUGCAGUAAUGAAAACUACUUAAGCAGUAGUGAAAAUAAGGCCUGAAAAGGUUCAGGUCUGUUUGGAAUUUGAACCUGUGACCUCUGCAAUAACAGUGCAGUGCACUACCAAAUGCGCUCUACUGCUUAAGUAGUGUUCAUUACUGCCAGAUGGCUUUUAUAUUCAUUUCUUAAACUGCAGUUCACAUAAUUAUAUAAUUUUCAUUUAUUCACAGUCAUUUAUCAUCAGUUCUUAGUUUUUCAUCUUCUUAACCCUUCAAACCCUAAGAAUGACCAGCAUCUCAUUUCUCCUUACAGUAAAACUGCUGAAUGAUUCACUAAAAUCAUGAGAAUGAAGGAAAUGCUUACCAACUUAAGAAGCUUUGAUCUUCAAAUGAAUUCUAUUUGUCAGUAUCAAAAGGAACAUAUAGAAUAGAGUAUGGAGAAUAUGGAUACUGAUAUUAGGGUGUAAAGGGUUAAAUUAUGAUCUAAUUAAAUAUCAUAACAAGCCUUCUUUUGUCAUGUUUAAAAAAAAUUUCAGUUCAGACUUUCAACUAGGUUUUUCUACUACACUAUCAAAGUCAAUUUCAUAAAAAUUCAGAUAGCACACAGUUUGGAAAACAUAAAUUCAGCAUAAACAGUACAGUUUCCUUUUUGUUUCUGUUGUUGAGUUAGGCCAUGGAAACAUUUACUAGUGAGUCUCGAGUAACUGGAUUCUGAUUGGUCCUCCCUGUGAUUGAAGUCAUAAGAGACAUGUUACUGUUUCUUGUUUUUAAUUGUUUUAGGUUUUAAACGAUGUGGUGGGUUGGCCUUGGCACAAACAGAGGAGCGUUUGACUUUUUUAAAAAAGAGGCAGUCCAUUGCAAGGUAUUGUUGAUAUUUUCAAUCACAUAACUAGUAAAUUUGUCUUAUUUAAUUCAAUUGUGUAAAUGUGUUUCCUCUUCACAUUGCGUAUGCUUAUGGCAUCAGCAAACAAAUACCUUGACAAAAAAUUUUCUCAUGGAUUGAUUCCCUUUUUUACAUCCAAAAACAAAUUAAAUGUUCAUUUGAAAGUUCACGUUAACCCAGUAACAUAGAAAUAAGCUGUUAACAAGAUUGACUUCAUGCAACCAUUCCCAUUCAAAAAGAAGGAGAAUAUGUUCACAGAAAGGUAACUUUAAUGUGGCAGCAAGUGAACCAGCUACAGAAGAGAUAUCAAUUUACUUUGGCCUGUCAUAUUCUAUAACAGUGGAAAAGUUCAGCAUUUAUUGCCAUAAGUAAUAGAUCAUGCCACUAUUGACUUAUCAUUUUUCUUGCUGAAGAACUUUGAAUGUUGACUGUGAAAUAUUGUCAAGAAAAGAAAUACAGAACCUAAUCCCACUGGAAAUGAAGUUGGAUGAUGUGCUGGUAAGUUACAACAUUUUACUCUUGCUUAUCAACCUUCAUGCAAAAAAAUUAAUGUCUGUCAACAAUUUGUCACAGAUUGACUUUUGAUUGUCUGAAAAGUGUAUAUUUUAAAAAACACAAACCUCAGAUCUAAACAGGAUAGACCACAAGCUAUAGUUACUCUUAUUAUAUACAAUCAAAUCAUGGUUUUGCCAUGCACCUCCAGUCUCAGCAUGGUUGCAAAUCAAAAUAUUUAACAAUGAGCAUGCAAUGUAAUGGUUAUUAAUUAUGAUUUGUUGGUGGCGUUAGAUUUUUUUUAAAUUAAUCCUGUUUAAUUACUUUUCAGGGAGGCCUUUGGAUACCUAGUGAAGGUGUUGCAACAUCCAGUGAUGUUUGUCAGUCGUUGGCUAGAGGAGCAACUUUAAAUGGUACAGAAUCAUGUUAGAUUCAGUAACUAUGGAAUAAAUAUGCACUGAGAAAAAGAUGAAACAAUCCUAAAUUCUUCAUUUUUAAGAUUUGUUUCUGUGAAUCUUGCUCAGCUGUAGGUUUAAAGAAGUAGACUGAUGCUAUUGAUUUUAAAGUCACUUAUUAAGUGUGAAUGACAAUUAAGACUUCAAUCCAAUGUUGACUAGUUUUCCUAAUUAUAAUACUUGGUGGAACUGAAAAUUUUUAUAUUCAGUUUAAUUAAUACUUAGGAGUGGAGAGAACACUGUUAGUCAAGAGUGUCUGGCUAAAAAACACAACACAAUGACUCUGUCAUAGCACUGACGAAGACCUCUUGACCUCAAUUCCAGCGUGAAAACCUUCACCACCAUGUCUCCAACACAAUAGUAAAGAAAUGAUUUUUUUUCAUUAGGAGUCAAAAUUUUUGAAAAAGUUGCGGUAGAGUCCAUUAUUACAGAUGGGAAAUCUAUCACUGGUGUAAAAACAAGCAAUGGGACUGUCAAGUGUGAGAUAUUGGUCAACUGUGCUGGUCAGGUAAAGCGAUGAGUAAAUGAUUGUCAAAAAUAGCCUUCCAGGACAAAGGUACUUGUAUGUUUCACAACAUCUCAUAAUAUAUUUGGCUCAUUAGAAAGUUGACUGUUUUGUUUGCAGAAGUUAUGAUUAGGUUGUCAUUUAGAACUUUUGCUUUUUUUUUUUUUUUUUUUUUCUCGUGUUUGUAUAAUUUACCCAUAGUUUUCCUCUUUGAUGGAAAAUUAAUAGAAUGAAAUUUCAGUGUUUGUUUUUGUGAUGUAGACUGUAACUUUGCUCUCUAAAAAUUAAUCUAACAUCAAACUGCAAGAUUUUUGAACACCAAGAAUAUUUCUGGAAUGUCAUUCUUUCUAGGGGAAUAACCCAAACAGACAUAAAAGAAGGGGUUCUUUGGUUUUCACAGGGUGGUUUUUUUUAAUUCAAGUGUGACUGGUCAUAUCACAGAAAAUCUUUUGAAAGUAUUUCAGGUGUGCAGCACAUAAGUCUGAAUAAACCUUUUAACCCGUAAGAAUGAUGAGCAUCUGGUUUCUCCUAAACCCGUAACCCUACAACCAAGCAAACAUUUAGGUCACAGGAGUAGAGGAAAUAAUCACCAACUAAAGAAGCUCUUGAUUGUUAAACAAAUUCUCCUUGUUAGCAUCUUAGUAAGAGAUGUAUAGAGAACAGUAUGAAGAAGAUACAUACAAAUGUUUUGGUGUACAUGUAAAGGGUUAAUGUAGCAAAUGCUUUCUUUUUUUUUUCUCUUUGAAAUGCAGUGGGCAUGGGAAUUAGGACAGGUAAGAGACCAGUGGAUUUCUGAAUCAUCUUGUUUUGCUGUCACUGUAUAUUAUGCAUAGGCUAUCACUCUCAACAUCUGAAAGUCAAUUUACCACAUUGUCUACUUUACAUCUGUUUUGUUUAUAGCUCUGAGAAUUUAGGGUUAAGUCAACCAAUAUCCCAUAGUUGAUUUUUCUCUUUCAUUUUGUCACCUAUCUACUAGAAAACAGGUUGAUUUAGUGAGGAGAAAGUCCUCUGUGGUCACCUCUGAGUUUAGAUUGGUGUUUUUUUCAAGUUCUUAAGUUGAAAUUUGUUUUUCUUUUAUUAAAGUGUCAAACCUUUAAUCUCAAGGGUGACUAGCAUCUAAUUUCUUUCUAUAAUGUCAUCCCUGAAUCAAACAUUUAGGUCACAAGAAUAAAGGAAAUUGUCACCAAACAAAUUCUCCUUUUCAGAACCUUAGGGAAUGUGUAGGGAAAAUUAUGGAGAAUAUGCUUAUUGAUGUUAGGGUGUGAAGGGUUGAGAGAGCAAAUGCAAAUAUCAUAAAUAUCAGAACUAACUUCCUAAAUAAAGCUGAAUGCACCAAUAAAGCUCUGCUGUAUAUUUACCGUUUAACUCCCACGAUCUCACUAGUAAUUCUCCUUACUGUCUGUCAUGUAGUUCUUGUAAUUUUAGUCUGGAGAAUUUGGUAUUGGAUCAACUAAUAAUCCACUAAUUAAUAUUUUUCUUUAUUCUCAUCACUUUUCUGGUUGAUAUUGUAUUGAUAUUGUAGGAGGAAAUUCUGUCUUGGUCACUCAUGGGAGUUAAAGGGUUAAAUCUGAACCCACGACAGAAACCUUUCUGUCUAUUACUAGUUAAAUAUCUUGAAAUGUGAGCAGGAAAAGAACUUCCAUAUGCUUGGGUCUUACUUAUGACAAGCACAUGUUAGAGUAGCAAUUUGUCUGAAGGAGUGAGUUGGAAUAAAUUUUCCCAAGCUUUGUGUCUCUUAGAUUCCUAGAUUUUGAGGUAUAAAAUUAUGCAAUUAUGAUCAAAGACUCACAAAUUUCUCUUUCAAUCGUUAGAAAUGUGCGCCUAAGGUGAAUUUUCCUCUUCAUUCAACGGAACACUAUUACAUCGUGACAAAGCCCAUUGAAGGUGUGACCUCCAUGUUGCCGGUGAUUCGAGAUCAUGAUAGCCAGAUUUAUAUACGGGAAUGGAGCGGAGGGCUGAUGGCUGGAGGCUUUGAAUUAAAUGCUCUUCCCGUCUUCCACGAAGGAAUCCCUAAAGGAUUUGAAUAUCAGCUACUCCCGGAGAACUGGGAUCACUUCAGUGAGUAUAACGGGAUGGAGACAAUGAAAGGGAUCAAAAUUUUGAAAAUGAAACCUCUAUAGUAUGGUAUCCAGUUACCUCGCCACCAAGCAGACUCGCCACCAGCGAACUCGCCACCAAGGAACGAUCUCGCCACCAAGGAACGAUCUCGCCACCAAGGAACGAUCUCGCCACCAACGUACUCGCCACCAAGCGAAGUCUUCUCGCCACCAACCACCAAUAAAGAGAUUAGUCGAGGAGAGUAGGAUGUUCGGCUGAUAAGUUUGUUCGCUUGUCUGUACUCAAACUUUAUAAACGUAUGUUGUCGAAAGCACGUUCGAAACCGAUAAGUUUGUUCGCUUGUCUGUACUCAAACUUUAUAAAUGUAUGUUGUCGAUAGCACGUUCGAAACCGAAGUAAGUUUUUAUUCCUCGCAUCGAGUUUUGCAAUUUCUCCUUGCUUACGUGCAAAAGACAAACACGAUACGUUUUGAUGUCAAUGAGUUAGGAACGGAACACAUCUAACACGUCGCUGAAGGUCAUAAUUUAAAUACAGACAAGCGCACGAACGUAUCGGCCGAUUUGAAUUGUGCUCGUUCGAACAUCCUAAUCUCCUCGACUACUUUAUUCUAGUUUAUCUUUUUGUUGGUGGUUGGUGGCGAGAUCGUUUCUUGGUGGCGAGUUCACUGGUGGCGAGUCUCCCUGGUGGCGAGGUAACCGGUAACCCUAAAGUAUUGUUCAUUUUCGACGAGCUUGGGGCAAAGAAAAUAGCUAAGUUUCCCAAGAGGAACUGGGAGAAUGGAUUUGGCGGUUCGAUGAUCUCAACCAGGUCUCGGUUGUACGAAGGAUGGAUAACGCUAUCCACUAGAUAAAUGUCUAUCCGGUGGACAGUGCAGUACGUUUUGUGAACACUUGUCUGCUGGAUAGCGAUUUAUCCCUGAGUUACGCUGUAUCACGAAAUCAAGUUCUAAGAGUCAACUCAAUUUUUUUUUCGUUUUCAUAUAGUUAUAUCCUUAGAAAAUACACUAUUAUUGUAACUGUCGAAAAAAAAAAGAAACAAAACAAACAGAAAAAGCAAACCCGUGCAGUUAACAAAGUUUUUUACCUUUUACUUUGGUUGGAACAGCUUUUUCGGAAUUCUGUCCGAAUUCCUGCAUUACAAAUUAUUUCGGCGCUGUAACCGUGUUAAAGAAUUUUCACGAAGUGGGAUAUUGAUCAAAUGAAGCCUUUAAGUGCUACUGUGGUUCUUUCUUUAUUCACUCCGAGCUUUCGCCGUUCUACGGCAUCAUCAGGGAGGAGGAGGAUCAUUACGACAUGCUACUAAAGGACACGUUCAAACGUUUAAUUUUCACUAAGUUUACAAAACUUUUCAAAGGCUAUUAUUCUCCGUUAGGACAUGUUAGAUCACCGAUGAUAACCUCAACUGAUGCGCUAACUACAAAAAUAUGGACUCGUAUAAAUUUCGCCGUCUUAACGAUGCACGGUAACAAAGUGAACUCCAGACGUUAUGUCUCGAAACUCAGUGAGGCUUGUUUUUUAAUGGAAGCCCAGUGGAUGCAACAAAAUGGCGGCCGAGUACGAGAAAUGCUGAGAUUCUUGUUAACACUCUGAGUCAGUUUAGAAGGUUUUUGGUUGAGAUGGGACUUCUGCCCACUUCAUCACCACUUCUGGUGUGUGUAAUUAAAAGAGAUCGGAAUCUGUGAGGACAACUUGCAGAUGCCUAUGUUCACUUCUUCGAUCGCAGCUGUGAACUAGUGCAGGAAUAACACUCGCCAACUGCUGUGAAAAAUUACAAGUUUUAAGCUUAAAACUAGGUGUUGUUGUUUCUCUGGUGCAUCAUUUUGACACCGAAAUCGAAAAAAGACACAUAAAAACGUUGUAGCAAAAACAUAGAAGAAAACUUGACUCGUGACUCGAACUUGACUCGGAGUCGAACCUGAUUCGUGAUACGGUGCAGUCGCAGUUUGGACUGUUUGGGGCCUUGCACAAGACUCGAACUGUUUUUUUUCUCCCAACUGCUCUUGUUUUAGGCGAGCUAAUGGAUAACAUGCUUCACCGUCUCCCGUUCAUGGAGAAGGCCGAAAUUCGUCAAAUGAUCAAUGGUCCAGAGAGCUUCACUCCGGAUGGACGAUACUUGUUGGGGGAAGUACCUGAGGUAGGUUUGGAAUCAAAUGAACACAGAUCAUGUUUAGCUGGUACGCACGAUCGUCUAUUACAGUUUUUUAGGAACAGAGUAAGAUGGAAAUUACUAUGAUCGGAUUUAAAUAAAAAAGGAAGCUUUUGUACAGGAAUUCCAAAGGGGCAGUCGUUUCCACCAGACUCCAGGCAGUGUGCAUUUUUAGUCUCUUAAACACAUUUUUUCAUGUUUUUGAAGAGCGAAUUUUGUUCCUAAUUAGAAUAAAAUCGUCUCUCGUGGAAAGACCUGGUCUUUGAUACACUCCUCCAACAAGCAAUCAACUUCCGGUUGCCUGUCGUAACUGGCGUUAUACCGUGUAAGGUUUUCUUUGGAAGGGUGUUUGGAGUAUUCAGACACACGAAUGCUCGCAUUUCCGCAGUAAGAGUCUGCAUCGAUGGGGUUACUUUCAUAAAUUUCGUUGAUUCUUGAUGCUUUGGUUUACCUCUAUUCUGUAGGUUUCGAAAGGAGAGAGGUUAUUAUCAGCUUAAAGAAGUCAAGCUUGACCCUUUUUUGCUGUUAGUAACCCUUUUCACUCCGAAGAUCUAAAUUGCACUUCUCCCAACUUUGUGCCACGCAUUUCUAAUAGUUUUAACCCGGAGAAUUUCAUGUUAAAUCAAGGAUCAUUCCCUCGUUAACAUUUCUCUCCUUCCCGUCUCCUUUCCGUUUGAAACCUUAUCGAUUUGGUGGGAAGAAGUUCCCAUUUGGUCACUGGGAGUAAUAAAGUCAAUUGCUGUCUAUUAAGAACACUUUUUUUUAUUAAGGUACGCAAUCUCUAUGUGGCUGCUGGCUUUAAUUCUAGUGGUAUUGCUGGCGCGGGAGGAGCCGGGAUGGCCCUUGCCGGUUGGAUCACUGAAGGGGAACCUACAAUGGAUCUUUCAGGUGUAGACAUACGUCGUUUUGCACCUCACCACAACAACAAACGCUUCUUAAGAGAGUGCGUGAAAGAGACCCUCGCCUGGCACUACUUGCUACGAUACCCGUAUUCAGAGAGAAAGGCUGCGCGCGGGCUCAGAUGUUCGCCAUUGUUCCCAGAGCUAAGCGCCGCUGGUGCAUCAUGGAGUGAGAAGAUGGGGUGGGAGGUUCCCAAGUGGUUUGCACUUCCGGGAGAAGGUAAGGUAAUUUUAAGCUAGUCUGCGUAGGUGGCGCUUUUGUGUGUGCUAUGAAGCGACAAUAGGCAAAUUACUGUAUCUGGUCCCAAUUCUCUCGCGGCAUCGAAAGCGCCCAAAAACUGAUUGGAAUGCGCCGAGUUUGCUUGCAUUUGUUUGAUUGACUCAAAAGUAGGACCUCUGAGUAACAAAACAAAAAAGGGUAACAAAACAAAAACUAAGGGGAAAUGCUAAUACUACUUUUACCUGACAGACACUUUCUUUUCCAUACUCGCCGCAAUUCACUCUUAUUUCAACUUUUGUCUUUUGUGCCGUGAGCGCUUGAUGGCGAGAACUUGCGUAGCUGGUGGUUUCGUGUGCACUUCGAAGCGUUGAACCGAACCGCGAAACUCAGCUACGAAGCUGGGAGAGGCUUGGAACCGAAUAAAAUUGGAAGGAAAUCAACCUCUCGCUGCUCCGCCGCCUAACACUGCACAAAAAUGCGAGCUACAAGCGUUUGUUAGUUGUGGGUGAACCUCUAGCCUACGUGUAGGUGUACCCUCCCCCUCCUCCCCCCCCGGUGAAACGGAGGCGAGGUAAAAAAAAAAUAUCGUAAAAAAAAUAUCAAAUGGCAUUAUUUGCAUAAAUUCGAAUAGCAUCACGGAACACGAUUAAUGCCAUGGUUUGCGUAGACGUUCUCUCGCUUCCGUUUCACCUUGGGGAGGGUACGCCUAAACGUAGGCUAGAGGUUCAUGAUUUCUUUGGAUGUGCUUUGAACGCUUCCUUGAAUAACCCAACCUACUUCUUUAAGUAGUCUGGGUUUGUAUGCAGCACUGAAUUUUGUUUGUUUUUACCUAGACCACCCCAGUGAGAAUGGGUUUGGCAAGCCCGGCUGGCUAAGCUGUACAGAAGUGGAGUACAAAUCUUGUACCGAGGGGGUAGCUGUGGUGGACUUAACUGCUCUUGGUCUGUUUGAAAUUGAGGUACAAGCUUUGACUUCUAAUUUAUACGCGCAGUAUCACCAUUGGAUUUAAUAACCAUGAUAAUAACGGAAAUGAUCAUCAGUUUAAGGAGUUCGUGAUUUUCAGAUAAAUUCUCCUUGUCCAUUAUCAUAGAAAAUGUAGAAAGGACCGUAUGGAGAAUAUGAAUGUUGAUGUUAGGGAGUAUGGGGUUAAGUGGUAACACUUUAUGUGUAUUUUUUUUUAGUCUGGUGCGGAUGGCGAGGUGGAGCAUUUCCUUCAGCUUUUGUGUUCUAAUGAUGUGGCUAUACCAGUCGGUUGCUCUGUGCGUACUCUGAUACUGAACAAACGCGGGGGAAUAGAGCUGAGCUGCACCGUUAUACGAGAAGCACAAAAUAGGUGGGCCUCUUUUUUUCAACCAUUAUUGCAGGAGGUUCGACUCAAAUUCUAAGAAGCAUAUGGCAGUCUGCGGCCUUCCUUACAUCUAGGCAGUUUGGAAAGCCGCAAAACUCUCAAACAGAAUUUAACUUUCAAAUGGGCACUCCAUUCAAAUAAUUUAUUAUUGUUUUUCGCCUUACCGUGUUCCCACCAAGAGUGUAGCUCCAGUUUUUGGUAUACUACACACAAACUUUGGUAUACUACACACAAACCUCAGUUACUCUAUUCGCUCUGAAGAAGGGCUAACGCUCGAAACGUCAGCUUUUAAAACUCUCUACGGUGACCAAUUUACAUUAUAACUCUAUUGAUAACCAAAUUAUCUUGUAAACUCCCAAUCGACGCGGCACCACGGUUUCUUUAAAAACUUACCCCCUUAAUUACUUUUGAACUGUCUUUUUGUCUUUUUGAAAAAGGAGUUGUGCAAGGAAACUUCUUCAAAAUAGAAAGCUAAUGAUACUACCCUGAUUAGAUCCCCAAUUGCCUUGAGUCAUUGUAUGCCUUCGUUUUUUCUCUUUAUCCUUCCAUCAUUGUGUGUUUCAGCCGUACUUUUCACUCUUCAUCCAUUUUUAAAUCGCCAGAUUUAUAAUUAUGCUGGACGAUGCAGAGCGAGUAACUGCUGCUCACUCAAUGAUUUCACAUAACAUCCCCUCCAACUCUGCGAUCAGUCUGCGUAACAUUCAGUCACAGUAUGCUAUUUUGGGAGUACUGGGCCCAAACUCGACUCAGCUGCUUCAAACUCUGACCCAGACCCCCUUAAAGGAGAACCUAUUCCCGGCAAACAUUGUAAAGGUAAGUAAAGGUACUUUAAUUAGAGAAUCACGUAUGAAGUCAUAAUCCACAGGCAAGAAGGACAUAAUGGUAUACCUGAAAACAAAACCAAAAAAAACAAACAAAGCAGCAGUCACUAGACUUUGGCUAGGCACUUCUAUCAACUGAACUACAAAGCCACGUGAUGGGAGAUGGCCAUGUUUUAGUUUAUUCCUUAGAGCACGUUUCGACUGAUUGUCUUCCCCUUUCUUACAGAACAUGAAGUCUGUAAAAACAAGAAAGAUUAAAAUUAAAACAACUAGAAGAAUUUUAUUAGCCGACCUCCGCAUUAAAUUGCAUUUGGAUUUUUAUUUUUCGCAGGAAAUUGACCUAGGCUUUGCCUCAGGUGUUAAGACGUUUAAAACAAACUACUUUGGCGAUCAGAAAAACGACUGGAAGCUUUUGGUACCUACUGAGGUGGGUUCCUGUAUAUGAAGACCUUUUGUGUGUUCAGUUAACUUUUUAGUUAUCUGUGAUACAGGCAACUCUUUUUUUUGGUUUAGGGUUCUCAAAAAUUUGCAUUUGUAACCAUAAUCUAAAGCUUGAGUGAGCCUAGCUCUCAGUCCGUUUUCCCUCCCCUACUCCGUGCAGUAACUAAUAAUGAAUUUUCAUUUUUCCAUUUUCCAACAAAGGACUCGAAGGCUCCUAUUUGUAUAUUCUGUGAAUUUGGGAAUUCCUAAUUUUGGCGCAUGUUCAUAGUAAUGAGUAGGCAUACGUGAUGUAUGCUCUGUUCUCGCCUCCGAAGGUCACAUGACAGGAUUCAGGGCCGCUUUGAUGCAAAAGUGCGAUAAAAAGUUCUCUUUAUACACCUUGCGUCUCCUUAUGGUUUCCGAUGCAUUUUACACUCAUAUUUAAUUUUCCAAGGCUAGUUACCGGGUUCCUAUAGAGUAUUGAAUUACUGGAGAAGUUUGGAUAUUAUUAAACUAAUCUUCAAGAUCCAAAAAACUAUCUACGAACCCUGUUUUUGUAGUGACCUCUUUAGCACAGCACAACUAUCACAAACACUGUUAAAUUCUUCUCUUACGUCUUUCUUUACUACAGUUUGCUGUAUCUUUGUACCGUGAAAUGAUGGAGGCCGGGAGAGAUCUGGGUAUAAGGAACGCGGGUCACUCAGUACUUGAUGGCUUGCGAAUUGAGAGAUUGAUUCCACAGAUGGGAAAAGAGAUGACGUCAUUUGUAACUCCAAGGGAGGCUGGGGUGAUGGACAGAGUGCAACUGGAUAAGGUAAUCAUGGUAACCGUAUUAAUAAACCAAGCAGCUCUGAAAUUCAAUUAUAAUGCCGGGAUUUGCUUUUCUCUUCUCUACGAGCGAUCCGAUCCGGCCACUUUUAGACUAUCUUCUUCCAAGAAAUACUGAAGUUACGGUUUGCGUAAACGUUUAUUAGUAACUUCAAAAAUUUUUCGUUUCUUUUUCCCUGAUGUUCCAGUAUCCAAUUCCCCUCUAAUCCUAGCUCAGAUGCUAUCUCCCCAAAUCCCCUGUCAAUUGGUCAGUGGGAGUCUUACUUUGAUCCAAUCAAAACAUGAGUCGCUUUGCGAAAACACCGUGAACGCUCAAAGGCAUGAUGGACUGUCCCUCUUCCAAAUAAAGGGAGAAAGUCAACCGAGGAGAAUAGGGAUGAAUACUUUGCACCAUCAGUAGGCAUAUUCUCCAUACUGUUCACUAUACAUUUGGUAAGGUGCUGACAAGGAGAAAGAGGUUCUUUGAUUUUUGUUACAAUCAAGAGCUUCUUUAGUUGGUGAUCACGUUCUGUAUUCUUGUGACCUCAAUGUCUGAUUCAGGGGUGAUAUUGAAAGGAUAAAUUAUGUGCUAGACGUUGUGCUAAAACUAAGGAUCAUUAAUGAGGAAAGCUGAGCUGUUUUGUCGAAUCUGGGCGCGGUCAACGUUAAUUAUUUAGAAGAAAAAUUAUAAAUUAUAAAUUUUUAGUGCCGUUCAGCUCAACCAACCGUUUGUAUUUUCCAACAUAUCUAUUCUAGAAUUGCGAUUUCCUUGGAAAGCAAGCUCUUUUAGCUGAUGAUCAACAACCCGCAAAGAAGCAUCUUGUGCAAAUUGCACUCGAAGAACGCGACGAUACCAACUACCCGUGGGGAGGGGAGCCGAUUCUCAGAAAUGGCUCUUCGGUAGGGUCCACGAUAAGCGCAAGUCAUAGCUUCAAACUGGAUCGUCCAAUGUGUUUAGGAUACUUAGAAGGAGAGGGACUGGACGCCAUUGUAGAAGAUGGAGGCUUUGAGAUUGACGUCGCUGGUGCCUUAUAUCCUGUUUCUGUGCAGAUUUUCAACAGAGAUUUGAAAGACGAGUUCGUGGAGACGUCGUAGCUCCUUUUGAUCAAUUCGUGUCGUGCAAAAGUCUAAAUGGAAAGAUUGGAUCGGUGUCAGUAUUCGAGAAACUGACCCAACAUAAACGCUAGUUUGUUAUCAGUUAACUGUUGUUAGGUAAGGGGAGGGGUAGGUGAGGCUAGGGGAGGAAUAGGUACGCAGUUGCUUAGAUACCGAUAUUGAUCCGAUAAAUUAUUAACAUUCCAGGGACUUUGAUUCAAUAUAAUUCAAAUUCAAUAAUUCAAGUUUUAUUAUUAUUAUAUUCAAUUACUGUAAUUAAGAAAUGACACGAUUUUUGUAUGAUGAAAUAUGUAUUAAGCAAUCGUAUCCUUUUUCAUAAUUAAUAAUUGCGUCUCGUAUCGUACAAUUCAACAGUAAUCCUAGACAGAAUUUCAAAUUGUCCUCAUUUCAUGAUAGGUAAUAGUAGUUGUAGCAAUUAUUCAAUUGAUAAUCAUGCUUAAUUUACUUUUUGAACCAUUCACAUGAAUAAAAUUAAAUGGCUGGAUAUGGGCAAAAAAUAUGAACCACAUGAAAGGAAAAAUAACAUUUUUACAAUUAAUUUGAAAGAGGAAGGUGAUGGGUAAAAAUACGAAUUGAGUGAAAUUGUUUAUUCAAAUAAUAUCAGCAGUUAUUCCAAAUAGCACAG